CCGUGGGAAUGACAGAGCUGCGGUCAGAGGAAGAGGACCGAACUCGGCUCCCUCGCAGCUGGAUGGAGGCCGACGGCCGUGCCCGCACACAUCUGAAUUGUUGCCAUUGUCGAGCGUCGCAACUGCAGCCCAGUGACUGACUCGCUGGUAUCAGUUGCACACAUGACAGACGUUGGGAAGAUUUUUUUUUAGGAUUUUUUUUUUUUAUCAGCACGUGCGCAGCCGUACGCUAAAAAUGAUGGAGUCUAUUUUAGACACACUGACAACCGAUAAACUCUACCCACCCGGGGGCACCAACCUGUUGGACCUGGAGGAACUCAACGACGGAGAUUUCCUCACCAACGUGCCUUUCUCAGGUGACCAGAUGGACGACUUCAGCAGUGAAUUAUUCAGUAGUUUCUUUGAAGACCACCUGUUAGAGCGACCCCUGCUGGCAGACAGACUUUCUUUUCUCCACAUGGAUAUAGACAGCAGCCCAGAUGUCCAAGUAGAACACAGCUACUCUUUGAGUGAAGACUCUGCCCCCCAGAGCCCUGCCCUGUCAGUCAAGAUGGACCAAGACUCUGAAUUUGAAUGGAGCUUCAAUCAGGAUUUGUCAACCAUCUUAGUGAAACAGGAAGAGCCGGAUGUGGCUCAAAGGUCAGAUCCACAGCCCAUGGAAGGCCCUUCACUUAUCCUAAGCCCCGCCCCUGCACGUCAAGGGUCACUAUGGAGACACACAGCACAGCCUACGGAUGAUAUUAAGCCUGUUGCUAUUAAAGAUGAACCAAGAGAGAUAGAACAGUACCUCUCCCUGCCCAUUGGUACAAACAAGAUCCACAAUUUGCCCUUCAGUUUCUCAGCCCACAAUCUUCACAGCAGUUCCGCACCAUGCUUUUUCCCAGAUGAUGGCCUGCAGCUUCCACCAACUCCACCUAGCAGCAACCACGGUGACAGUGACAGCUCCCUGCCACCCUCCUCCCCUCACCUUGCUUUGGCCCCAUCUUCCCCACAGCAACAACAGAGGCUAGUGGGCCGCGACGCAGCUUCCUCCUCUUCAUCCACAGCCAUCUCGUCUUCACCUCUACUAACCGCGCCACAUAAACUGCAGGGUUCCGGACCCCUCUUACUGACAGAGGAAGAGAAGCGGACCCUUGUUGCUGAGGGAUACCCUGUACCUAAUAAACUUCCUCUCACCAAGAGUGAAGAGAAGGCGCUGAAGAGAGUUAGAAGAAAGAUAAAAAAUAAGAUCUCAGCUCAGGAGAGUCGGAGGAAGAAGAAAGAGUAUGUGGAAUGUCUGGAGAAAAAGGUGGAAAACUACACAUCAGAAAAUGGUGAACUGUGGAGAAAAGUAGAAAAUCUGGAGACGGCCAACAGAACACUUCUCCAACAGCUCCAGAAACUCCAAUCACAUAUUUCAGGGAAAGUUUUUCCUCGUACUUGUAAAAUGGCCUCAACUCAAACAGCGACAUGCCUCAUGAUGAUGGCAUUGUGUUUUGUCCUGGUGUUGGGCUCCUUCUCUCCUUGUUUCUCCCCCCUCUCCUUCAUCACUCAUGCCUCUUCUUCCUCCUUACAUACUUCUUCCCUACCUACUUCCCAGUCAGAGGACCUUUACACCACCAAUAAGGUCCGUUCCCGCAGCCUACUCUUCUUUGAUGAAGGGUCUCCACUGGACAUGACUCCUGCGACAUUACUAGUGGAGAGGCUGCGGUCUCUAAACCACAUCAAUACAAACCGCCACACACCUGAUAUCCACAGGAACCAGACUAGCAGGCCCAAGUUGGACCAGAGAAAAACUAAACCAAACAACGGUUCAGAAGUCUUCUGACAGCUUGGACCGCCCCUCCUGACACGGCACAUAUUAAAAAUAUAUUAUAAUGUGUGUGUGCAUUUGUGUGUGUAUAUGCAUGUGUUUAUACACAUAUAUAUAUAUAUAUAUAUAUAUAUAUAUAUAUAUGUGUGUGUGUGUGUGAAGAUCUCACAUUGUUAAUGACAUCAUAGAUUUCCCUCAUUCUAUUUAAGAACACAUUGACCUCCACAGUGAGUUUCUACUUCACCCUGUGCACUCCACUGGCAUAUUUAAUGUUUUGCCACUAACAUGUUUCAAAGGGAGCAUGCUUCUGUGCUGUGUCCUCCUACACAGGAAGCAAUUCUAUUGCUUUCUCCACUUGUAGCUGACACAUUUGGCCACUUACAAGACUCCAAAAGAAGUGUCAACUGAAGAAUGUCUUUAUCACACAGUUUGACACAUCACUAAACCAAUUCAUUUGUGGCUGUGAAAGCUUAAGAAGGGUUAACUCUGUAUUCCUUUUUGACCUAAAAGUUUCUACACUCAUAUUUUCCCAUUCAAUAGCUCUGAAAGGAGGGUGAAAAAUUUAACUGAAGUUUUUAUGGCAUUUAAAAGUGUAUGUGUAGAGUUGCAGCAUAAAAUGAGCAUAUUUAAAUUAUGCCACAAAAAAUAUGACACAUACUGCUUUCAAGUUUAGGUUAUACAAUAUUUUUUUGUUUUCUAAAUACUGUGAUUAAAAAGCACAAAAAUAAUAAUGUUGCUUCAUAAUAUAUCCCGAACAUCAAAUAAGAGCAUAUUUUAUUUAUGCAAAAAAAAAAAAAAAAGACAUUGGGAGUGUGUAAAGAUUUUAAGAUUUGGUUGGUGGCGUUUAGUUCAUUUGCUUUUCUGUGGGCAUCCAAAUUGGAAAAUGUCUUUUACUGGAAU
This is a messenger RNA of Syngnathoides biaculeatus (alligator pipefish), 2692 nucleotides long. It is a transcript of the gene creb3l1, whose product is annotated as cAMP responsive element binding protein 3-like 1. Gene Ontology annotation, molecular function: cAMP response element binding; DNA-binding transcription factor activity, RNA polymerase II-specific. The coding region runs from base 236 to 1807 and encodes 523 amino acids. NCBI's taxonomy places the organism in Eukaryota, Metazoa, Chordata, Actinopteri, Syngnathiformes, Syngnathidae. The transcript has 12 exons. The record is from RefSeq and is a predicted model, not a curated record. Gene Ontology annotation, biological process: regulation of transcription by RNA polymerase II.